AUGAGUACCGCAGCGCGGCGACGGCUCGUGCGAGACUUCAAGAAGUUACAGAAUGAUCCACCGGGUGGCAUCAGUGGCGCACCAUGUCAAGACAACAUCCUCCUCUGGAAUGCCGUCAUCUUUGGUCCGACGGAGACACCUUUCGAAGAUGGUACGUUCAGACUCGUCCUGACCUUUGACGAGUCCUACCCGAACAAGGCGCCCACGGUCCGGUUCCUGACAAAGAUGUUCCAUCCCAAUGUAUACGCCAACGGCGAACUCUGCCUCGACAUCCUCCAGAACCGCUGGAGUCCGACCUACGACGUUGCCGCCAUCCUGACAUCCGUUCAGAGUCUCCUGCACGAUCCCAAUCCGAACUCGCCAGCCAACGCAGAGGCGGCUCAGCUGUAUCGCGACAACUACAAGAGCUACUGCAAGCGAGUCCGUGAGACUGUCGAGGCGAGCUGGAUGGACGACUCUGAUCCCAAUGGGGACAACACGCCGAGCUAG
This is a messenger RNA of Mixia osmundae IAM 14324, 489 nucleotides long. RefSeq lists its product as uncharacterized. The coding region runs from base 1 to 489 and encodes 162 amino acids. Gene Ontology annotation, cellular component: HULC complex. Gene Ontology annotation, biological process: protein polyubiquitination; DNA repair; proteasome-mediated ubiquitin-dependent protein catabolic process. The transcript is spliced from 4 exons. Lineage: Eukaryota; Fungi; Basidiomycota; Mixiomycetes; Mixiales; Mixiaceae. Gene Ontology annotation, molecular function: ubiquitin conjugating enzyme activity. The record is from RefSeq and is a predicted model, not a curated record.